AAAAGCACAACAAAAACCUACAAAAAUGGAUGUUUUUAUUUCAGAAGAGUAUGUUGUGAAGCGAAGGGUUGAGAGAAAGGCAGCUGCUGCUGGUGGAAAUGGGAAAAGUUCAAGCAUGGCGUCUGAAUCUUCUACGAAAAGGUCUGAUGAGGAGAGGAGAAGAAAAGCUCGGCCAAAUCAUGACCAUGAUGUUAUGGUUUCUAGUGGACUGAGUGAUGGCAUUGUUUUUAGCUGCUUCUCAGCCUAAUUUACUUAGAUGAUGAGAUAUUGUAUAUGCUUAUGGUGUUUUGAAAUUUUAAUAUCUUAUUAGCAGCUAGAAAUUAACUUUAGACCUUUUAUUACUUGAGAUAUAUGCCUCUACAAAAUUAAUCCAAUCCAAUGUGCAUCGCCUUAUAAAUAGGGGAACAUGUAUAUUUGACACUCCUGCACGACAUACUCUGAGAAGGGUGCAGAAAUUAUAAAGCUGAAGUUUAUUUAUGGA
Molecule: messenger RNA, 481 nt
Organism: Prunus dulcis (almond)
Lineage: Eukaryota; Viridiplantae; Streptophyta; Magnoliopsida; Rosales; Rosaceae
Exons: 1
Coding region: 26-247 (73 amino acids)
Source: RefSeq, a predicted model, not a curated record